This is a messenger RNA of Thyridium curvatum, 1692 nucleotides long. RefSeq lists its product as uncharacterized. The record is from RefSeq and is a predicted model, not a curated record. Lineage: Eukaryota; Fungi; Ascomycota; Sordariomycetes; Thyridiales; Thyridiaceae. Gene Ontology annotation, molecular function: oxidoreductase activity, acting on paired donors, with incorporation or reduction of molecular oxygen; monooxygenase activity; iron ion binding. The transcript has 11 exons. The coding region runs from base 1 to 1692 and encodes 563 amino acids.
AUGGGUUUCAUGCGAGCAGUCGGCCUCGCCGUUGGAGCCCUGCUGCUUGCGAUCGCAGUCGCUUACUUCCGUGGCUAUGGCAUGCGGCCAAAGGACUAUCCUCCAGGUAGCUGCAUGAUGUUGAAGAAGAUGUAUGAUGUCAUGCUAACAUUGGAAUGGAUUGAAAGGACCGCCCACAUUGCCCAUCAUUGGCAACCUCCACCAGAUGCCAAUGACAGACCUCCAUCUGAAACUGCAAGAGUGGUCCAAGAAAUGUAUGAUUUCAACGACGUGUCCAAGCCUCUGCUGGAUCUGGCCGCUGACAGCUCGGAUCAAAUCGUUCGGGAACUUAUUGACAAGCGUAGUGGCAUCUACUCGGGCCGCAUGGAUGUCUUUAUCCGAGAGUUUGGCGAAGACCUCAAUAUCUUGAUGAAAGACAAUGACGAGGUCUGGCGAAGACAGCGCAAGAUGUACCACUUGAGACUCAACGUCAACGUGGCCAAUCGGUACAUCCCAUAUCAGGAGUUCGAGACCACACAGUUACUGCACGACAUUCUCAACUUCCCCGAGAACUACCAAUUCCACACGAAGCGGUUCACCACCAGCAUUGCCUCAACGAUCAUCUACGGCUGGAGGACAACAUCCGUCGAUCUUCCUCAUGUGAAGAAGAUGUCUGAGUGGAUCGAAGGGUAUGCCGUUGCUGCCGGCCGUCUGCAGCUUAUGGACUGGUGGCCAGAGCUCCGCACCAUUUUCAGGCACGCACCGUCCUGGAUCACGGGUAUCAGCAAAGAGAUGGAGCGGCUGAGGAACCUUGAAGACGAGCUGUGGAUGAGCUUGCUGAACGAGACCAAAGCAAGCAUCGAGCAUGGAUCCCAGAAAGCUAGCUUCUGUACGGAUAUGGUUCUACACAAUGAUGUCAAGGCCGACAGUUACCUGAGUGACAAGCAGAUGGCCGCUAAUGCGGGACAUGCCUUUGCUGGUACCACGGACACAACACUGAACACAACUCUUGCUUUUAUCAAGGCUAUGAUGCUAUAUCCUCGUAUCCAAGCCAAAGCACAAGAAGAAAUUGAUAGGGUUGUUGGGCCGGAGAGAAUGCCGAGCUGGGAAGACUGGGACAACUUGCCUUAUAUCCGGGCCGUCAUGAAGGAAACCCUCCGGUGGAUGCCAACCACGAUUCUUGGAGGAAUGCCGCAUCGGUUGUCCAAGACCGAUAAUUACGAGGGGUACACCAUCCCCUCCAACGCCGGUGUGAUGAUCAAUGUCUGGGCCAUCAACAAUGACGAAAGGCGGGCAAUAAACCCUCGAGAGUUCGAUCCCUCAAGAUAUGAGGGCGAUGACCUCGCAACGGGGGAGUCUGCUGCGCUGGGCGAUGCCACAAAGAGAGACCAUUUCACAUUCGGCGCUGGUAGACGCAUCUGCCCUGGGCUGCAUGUUGCUGAGCGGUCAAUGUUCAUCACCAUGGCCCGACUUCUGUGGUCCUUCAACAUCACCAGGCCCACUGACAGUGAGGGGAACUUUCUGCCGGUGGAUCGAGACGCAAUCACGCCGGGCUUCAUUGUCUCCCCGGUUCCGUUCAAAUGCAACUUUGCUCCGCGAGACACAAAGAGGGCGAUGAUGAUCCAGCAGUCGUGGCAAGACUGCCAGCACUUCCUGGACAAGGAGGGCAACUACACAGAGGAGUUCUUUGCCAAAAGCUUUGGGUCGGAGUAG